GCCGCCGGCCCGAGCGAGCGGCCCCCGCUCCCAAGGCCGGAGUGGUUCGUGUCCGCAGCUUUGCGGUUCAAGGAGGAGCGCUGUAGCCCGCGGCGGCUCUGCCGUGGGUGGAAGGGGCGGGGAAAGCUCGGCUCCAGCGGGAGAGUGGAGUAUCGAGAGUCUCCUAGUAGGAAAGCCUGGGAGAGCUGGGUCUGAUCAGCUUCGAGAAAAGACGGCGGAGAAGAGACCUUAUUCAUGAGUAUAAGUAUCUAAAAGAAGAGUGCCGAAAGGAUGGACCAGGCUGUGCCCACUGGUGCAGAACUAUAGGACAGGAGGCAACGGGCAGAAACUGAUGCCCAGAAGUUCCCCCUGACUAUAAGGAAGAACUUCUUUCCUGUGCCGUGGCUGCGCAUGGAAUAGAUUGCCGAGAGAGGUUGAGGAGUGUCCCUCAGUGGGGAUAUUCCAGAACCAUUUGGAUGCCAUCUUGUGCCAUGUGUGGUAGGAUGACCCUUCUUGAGCAGGGAGCUGAGGCCAGAUGACCCCUGUGGUCCCACUGAACCUCCCCCAUCCUGGGGUUUUGUGAGUCCCUGAAGAGCUGAAGGGAAAAAAAUCAGGAGGCUGAUGCAGAAGCACCAACGUUCUUGCUGUUGAGAUGUCCUGUAUUCCAUUGUUAAUGGAACCAGCAUGUUCCAGCUCUAACGUACAGGGAGCUACAAAAACAAGGAGUAAUGAUGCUACUUCCAGAUUUUUGGUUCUUUCUGGCAAUAAUGAAAGCAAAGAGUCAAAAUCUAUUCAAAGAAAGAGAGUGCUUCCAUCUUGGAUGCUGGAAAGAGAUCUUCUGGUGCAGAGGGUUUCCAAGCCUGUUACGAUGGGAGGUAGUAGAAAGAAAAAAGGCCAAGGAAGGGGAGAAGGUCUUACAGAGUCAUUAAAAUCAGAAGUACAUGUACAGCAGAAAAAAAGAUUACCUUCUGAAGAAACUAUAGAGGAUUUUGAAGGUGGAGAGCAAGAUCAAGGGAAAAGGACCUGCCUUCCCUUCCCUGUUCUUUUAUCUCAGAAUACAUCUGGAUUACCUCUUGAGACUACCAUGAGAUAUAUGGAAGGAAGUGGCAAGACUGGAACAACAAACCCUGGAAAUUCUCUGGAAAAAAAUGAUAGGCAGCUGCAUAGCCAAUGGUCUAAAAGAGAAGGUCACAUCUCCAUUAAAGACAACAGAAUUGAGGAAACAGAAAACAAAGAGCACAUUGCUGGUUCUACCAGCCGACAAGCUCACUGGGGCAGGACUUCCCAAUAUCUUGGUGCUCAGGAAGGGAUUCUUGAGCCUGAUGCAAAUCUGGACUACAGCACUGAGAUUUCUGAUUCAGCCAGAAGUGCAGAUGCUUCAGAAAGCUCCAAACAGAUGCAGCAUAAGAGGACACCUUGCAAGUAUGGAAGUGGCUGUUACAGGAAGAAUCCCAUUCACUUCCAGCAGUUCAGUCAUCCUAAUGAUGAUGACUAUCACAACAUGGAGAUGGUGGCUCAGGAUGAUGAUGACAGCCGGCCUGAGUGUCCAUAUGGAACAGCUUGUUAUAGGAAGAACCCCCAGCACAAGCUGGAGUACAAGCACAGUGCACCUCCAGGAAAAAGGGCAGUGAAGAAGGAUGGUGUCAAUGAUGGUGAAACCAAUGAAUAUGACCUCAAUGACCGAUUUAUAGAUGACGAGGAGGAAGAGGAGUGCGAAGCUACUGAUGAAGACUCGGACUGGGAACCAAGUUCAGAAGAAAAGGAUAAUGAAGAUGUUGACACACUUGUGCAAGAAACAUGUAGAUUUGUUAGGCUCAAGAAAUAGCUGCUGAGAACAGCUUUAUAAAUGUCCAGUGUGGUUGUGUUAAAACAUGGUUGCACAGAGGAGAGGAAUUAGUUUGAAAAUUUUUUCCUCCAUGAUGUAGGCAGUACAGGAAGAUAAUAAUAGGGGUGAGGGGAUUCUCUUUCUUAUCUGUAUGUAUUAUUUUGAGGCUGGUGUGGUGUUUGGUUUUUUUUUUUUUGUUUUAUUAAGUUGUGGACCCAGAGAAUCGAGCUCUGAAAUUUUUGGUUUUUUCUUUUUUCUCUCCUUUUUCUUUUUUUUUUUUUUUUUUUUUGCAACACCAUUGGACCAUUGGUAUCUUGUAUUUUGAAACACAGUUUUAAAGGUUGUUAAAACUUCAUCUUGCUGUGCUCAAAAGAAAUAUUGGUAGGAAAGCCUAAGCCAUUUUUAUUGUUGAGUUCAUGCAGUUUUAAACUUUGUUAUUCUGCCUCCAUCUUUUCCAGAUGUUGUUUUGUUGAUUAUCUUGAGGUACAGUAGUUAAAUACAGGUUGUCUGAAUCACUUGAGAGCAGGAUCUCAGUGUAUUGAAGCACUUGAUUGGCUCAACAACAAGUAUUAUUUGCUCUGAUUGCAACAGUACCUCUUUCCAUGUUCAUCACUGGAACAGUUUCUAGUUCUCAGCAAAGUCUUGAUAUUUUUCACAGUUAAACUUGUAACAUACAGUGAGAAAAGCAUGUAACUGUGUCUCUGAUUUCUAAAGACCUUGGAAGAUCUUGCCUUCAAUGUGUUCAUCACUCCCCUGAGCUUCCUGGAAAGCAAGUUAAAAGGUUUUACUAUAUUUUCGGACAGAUGGCUGGAGCCUUGUGAAUUUGGCACCUUUUUUGGUCAAAGUCCUGAAGUUCAGCUAGAGACUCAUUCUAGUAUAGCUUCCAAGUAGGCAUCCACAUACACACCAGCUGGUUUUACAGACUUUUCAGGAGGGCUUUGUGGAUGUGCCCUCUACAACUCUAAUGCCCCGGUUUUUGACUGAGCUCGUGUGUUUGUCUUGUUGUGAAGAGGCUCCUCUUACAGGAAAAACUGCCAAGGGGGAAUCAAACCAAGCAUUGCCCGGGCCUUGCCACUGCUGCAUUGAGCUGUGUGCAGACUCAGCUCUCAGCAGCCCUCAGAUCUCCUGCUUCUGUCACACUGGGGCUGUCUUGGGCAGGGAAAUUGCCCUGUGAAGGAAGCUGCUGGCCGCAGGGGAAGCUGCCCUGAUGGCCAGGAGGCAGGAAAGCACAGAGCUGGCUUGGGCUGGGCUGUGUCACAGAGGAACUGUCUCAGUCCUGCCCAGGAGGCGCCUCCGCAAGCAGGUGCAUGCAGCUGCCACAGGAUGGAGCCAGCCUUACAUUGAGGUGUUGGCAGAGGGAGAAGCCACUUUCCCCCGGGGCACGGGAGAGAUGUGCUCCAGGCUAUGGGAUGCGAGAUGGGACUGUGCAGUCUCAAGUCCCAGCAGUUCAGAGAUUGGGCACUGGGGAUGGAUCUUGUGAACCUGCCCGUUUCUGCCUCAAAAAAACCUCAUUAUACACACCCCCUUGGCACUUGGAAACUUUCAUUCUUGGAGGGUCAUCUUGGUCCUUACAGAUUCUGCUCAAAGGGGGAGCAUUCUUUUUGACAGAUUUCUCAGAUAAAAAUAAAGCACCAAUGUGGCAAUAUUAUAUCUGAGAACUGUUUCUUGGUAAAGAAAGGGUAUGGACCCAACUAGAGUGGGAUAGAAAAGAGAGCAGAGAGGGAGAAAGAGAGACAGAGGAAGAUAUAGAAGACAGGGACAGCAUCACUGCCAGGACACAGGGGCAUCCCGCCAUAAAGACAUAAACUUCUCAUGGAUUAAUUUUCCUGACACCUCCAUUUUCUGCUUAUCACAUGGUACAUGUUAAUGUUCCCAGCAUGUCUAACAGCCCCUAUAAUAAUUUUUCACCCUGUGUAUAACAAAUGUUGAGACAUAAAAAAAGUCAAAUUGGUUCCUUUCAGGUCCUCUUCUCUCUGCCAAAAGGGAGGGCAUUCCCACGAGGUGAAUUUACUCAGUGGGAUGAAGGGAUUCCUGUCUGCCUCUUGGGUACAGUGCCAUGUCAGGGACUUGUGGUGGCAUCUGGCAUUGGGAAAAAGCUGCCAUGGGAUUUGUGCUGCUUGUGGUCUCUUGUUUGUUGGGCACACAGGGAGGGUGAGGUGAAAGUGACCAGAAAAGCACAGAUGCAGAUCCUGAGUGAAACAGGAACUCUCCAGGUCAUUUGAAGGGGCCACCUUGUAUUUUGGCCACAAAGGGCCUAGUGUGAGUUGCAGGUUUCUUCAAAGGUUGAGAAGUGGGUUGUGCAUUUCAGUGUGUACUGUACCAUGUGGUAUUUACUGUAUUUUUUUGUUAGGAAAAUUAAUCCACAAUGCCAGAGGUUUAUGUUCUAAAAGGAGACAGAGGAGUCCUGCAACUUUAUUCAAAUAAAGGGAGAGGCCAUGGGACAUUUUCCAUGAGGUCUUUUUUUUCUCCACCUUGGCUGAGGUACUUGAGAGGUACAGACUUCCUGAAUAGCCUAAUACAGACCCCCUUCUAAUGUGUACCCUCCCCCCACCGUUCCCCCAUUUUUCUUUGUAUUGCUGUUCUUUUCCUCUAAGUCCAGAAAUUUAGCACAGUCUUGGAUGAGCAA
Messenger RNA from Melospiza melodia melodia, 4430 nucleotides. It is a transcript of the gene APLF, whose product is annotated as aprataxin and PNKP like factor. Lineage: Eukaryota; Metazoa; Chordata; Aves; Passeriformes; Passerellidae. Gene Ontology annotation, cellular component: site of double-strand break; nucleus. The record is from RefSeq and is a predicted model, not a curated record. Gene Ontology annotation, biological process: double-strand break repair. Gene Ontology annotation, molecular function: 3'-5' exonuclease activity; DNA-(apurinic or apyrimidinic site) endonuclease activity. The transcript is spliced from 8 exons. The coding region runs from base 632 to 1804 and encodes 390 amino acids.